UAACAUUAUGUUCGUUUCCCAAAUUCUGGUCAAAAUUUUGAAAAAUAAAUAUUAUUUGGAUUGAUUUUAAUAUAAAAGUUACCCCUUCUAUAAGCGAACGGUAAGCGCCAUUCAAAUUUUCUGAGGCCACGGCUGAUUCUGGAGACCGUUAUAUCGUGACGUAUAUUACGCUGAAGAAGCAUAAGCUUGCGCUGAGCGAAAGCAGCGAGAUACGGAAAAUUCAAGCUCCUGCUCUGACUCUCCUAUUUCAGAAGUAGAAUAUUCAAGUGACUCUAGCGAAACGUCAGUAACAGGAUGUUACAUGAAUGAGCCUGAAUACUCCAAAGCAGAACUUGAAAAAGUGACUUAUAAAUCUAGUGACAGCGAAGAAGAAGACGAACUGAAUUCAAGCAGACUUGAAAAUUUGCAUUGGUGUACUUGUACAUGUUGCGUUAUUUAUAAUUGCUUCACUCUUGUGGAAUGCAAGUGUUGCCAAGAAUCUUUCAAUUUAUUGAACGGCAAGUUGAAUGAUAACAAGUGCAUCACGAUGCACAAGGAUUUUGAAAUUUUAUGUUUGAACCGCACAGUGUUAGAGACAGCCAGCAUACGACAUCGACGAUAUCAGAAAAAAUAUAACGAACUCUCCACAUAUACUAAUAAGGAAAUGAGGUACACCAGUUACCGACAGUACACGGCCUGGGUACAUUAUUAUGAAAGGCUUGGAAAAGGAUGUCGCGUGGUGAUUCCAGCUUGUGUUGUGCGGAAAAUAAGGGAAGAAUUUCCUGAUUCAGAUGGAAAAUAUACUGGAUUCAGAGAAUUUAUUGACAUAUAA
Messenger RNA from Hydractinia symbiolongicarpus, 811 nucleotides. Its product is annotated as P2X purinoceptor 7-like. The record is from RefSeq and is a predicted model, not a curated record. The coding region runs from base 302 to 811 and encodes 169 amino acids. The transcript has 2 exons. NCBI's taxonomy places the organism in Eukaryota, Metazoa, Cnidaria, Hydrozoa, Anthoathecata, Hydractiniidae.